CAUUCUUGUUAAUCAUCAAUAAGGUCUUUUUUUUCCGAAUGUUUGCACAAAAUACUAUCUGAAUCCUAUGGAAAACUGUAGUUUUUAAUGCAUAGUGGAUUUGCGUUUUUGCUGUCUUCCAGGGAAUAGUGCUAUUCAGUUGAAUAGAUUGAGUAUAUUGUCCAAAAAUUUUAUUACUAUGCAACUGUUUAAUGAUCCGGAUGUGAAGUGAACUGGCGAAUUGCUAUGCAGUGUUUGCAUUAAAGGAAGAGAUUUCUGUGAUCAGGUGCAGAUUCUUCAACGAAGAAUCACGAAAUAUGUGCAAAUAGUGUGGAGUGUUGCAAUGUACACGUUUUUGUAAUAGAAUAUGGCAAUGUAAAAUGUAAACAAGAAAUCUGCACCCCAAGAUAAGUCUUAAUAUUGAAGUUUCGCGGCGUCGCCGGUGUUAGGUUGACACAGCAAAGAAAAAAAAAUAUAAUUAUCAUACAUUGGUCUCAUAAGGCAGAUAUCGCACUUCCGAUGGAGCUCUCAACGUGUGAACACGUUGGUUUGUGGACAGUGCUUUAGAAGUUCGAGUAAUUCGCGAGAAGGAAAGAAAACUUGUUUGCACUGUAGUGACUCGGUAGUGCGACGCGGUAUUUAAAAAAAUAGUUAUGUGUUUACCCAAAAUAUAGAUAGCUAUAGUUUCUAUGAUUUUGAUAGAAGAUGAAGCAAUUUGGCAUUAGCACAGCAUCUACUGCGGUGGCUUUAACACAAAGGUACCGACAUAUCUAAUAUAAGUUAUAUUCAGUUUUUGAAGUUGAAGUCUCUCACCCACACACACAUUUUUUUAAUUGAUAUCGAAUAUACUCAUAGGUCAUGAAUUGGUACUACAACUUGUUAGCGCGACGGCCUCUUUUCGUUGUCGUAUCGGUUGGUGUUUUCUCCGUCGCCUGUAUCAUGGUAUCUCUAAUCACUCGAAAUCUCCCUGAUUUCGAUGAUCCAACGCUAGGCUUUGAAGCUCGUGGCACUUCGAUCAGUAAACGAUGGACAGCGUGGCGUAAUCUGUUAGAAGAAACUAGUGCUUCCGGUAGGUUAAUUGCCAACCCUAAAGAGUUAGUGGAACAAACGAGAACCGACUUCAGUUACGGUUUCAAAAAUCCUAAACGUAAAAAGAACAAAAAGAAAGCAAAGGCUAACGUAGAAAAGCAUAAAUUAAACAAGAGUAUUCGAAUUCUCAAAGAUUUAACCAUCAACAAAUCUUCGAAUGGAGAACUAGUCAAUUUUGAGGAAUAUGAUAACGAAACUUUUAGUAGUAGACACAAUAAUUGGGAGUAUGGCAAAAAUAUGUCAUUUUACACGGAGGAAAGUGGCAACAAAACGAUGGAGAAAAAGCGUGCAAAAUGGGACUCGUUGAGAAACCUAAAACCUCCUCCUGACCAGACCGAUGUACAUAUACCAUCUGACGGAUUCUUCUGUGAAUCCCCUAAUAAAGAAUUUGCUCAUUUUGUUAUACAGCGAGUAAAGCAUAAUUUGAAUGACACCUUGUUCGAGCUCAAUGCCUUUCUGGCUAUGUGCGAUUUGGAGCAGCAAAUCGUCAAUAUUGAAAAUUACGCCAAUCUGUGCCAAAAGGAACUCACCACUGACAACUGUUGUCGUCCAUGGUCGAUCGUGAACUACGUCACGUAUUUAUCAAACAAAACAUCCUGCUUCGAUCUCAACGAGGAGGAUAUUGCUAUGGUGAAAACUUUACUGUUUGAUUGCUAUCAGUAUUACCACUAUAUGAAGCUCAGCAACGACUGCGUUCGAUCGAACUGCGUGGUUCCGAAUGAGUGCAAACAACACAACGCUGUAUAUAACAUUUUGCACUAUUUAGCAGAUGCAGAUUUUAUUAGGAUAAAUGAUUCUUCAGAGUUCCUAAACGCCACAAUGAUAUUUUUUCCGAUUGCCAGGAGUACUAAGUCUCUUCCGUUUUAUCACAGUUUACGGCAUAAAAAUCUUGGUAACGAAUUGGUUGCUGUGAUGGCAAUCGAUAUGGGCCUCAAGAAUGCUCUCUUUGAUGAGUGCUUACUCAAGGAUGGCUGGCUUGUGGGACUUGGUGGAAUUUUUGUCAUAAUCUCCAUGUGGAUCUACACGAAAUCGUUAUUUGUCACGUUAAUGACCGUGGUUGCUGUGAUCUUUUCGCUAGGAAUUGCCUACUUCAUUUACACGUUGAUUUUCGAGCUAACCUUUUUCCCAUUCAUGAACAUGUUGACGGUGGUGGUGAUCGUAGGAAUUGGGGCCGAUGAUGCAUUCAUUUUCUUGAAAAUAUGGCAAUGUGUCAUAGCAGAUCGAAUGAAAAUCGGUGCUGCUGUGAUAGGAUCGUUAGAUGCUGCCGCGACUCGAUCGGAUACUCUGGUGGGGAUCAUGGGUAGUACCCUCAAACAUGCAGCACUGUCGAUGUUAGUAACUUCACUGACAACAGCAGCGGCAUUCUAUGCUUCAUAUGUUAGCUCGAUAACAGCUGUCCGGUGCUUUGGUAUAUUUUCCGGUACGGCUGUAAUGGCCAAUUAUUUGUUAAUGGUAACGUGGCUGCCAGCAACAGUAUCAAUUGCAGAACGCAUCACCUGUUUCUCGCUGGUCAAGCCGGUGGAUAAGUUUAUCGAUAAACUUACGUUUCCCUUAAAGACAAUUAGUCGAAUAGGUAGGAAAAUAGAGGACAUCAUAAUAUCAUUAGUAAUUAGUGUUCCAUUGUUGUGGAUAGUGGUACUAGGUGUAAUAGGUGUUUUAAGUGGUGUUAUGGUGUUGCAUUGGCCAAAAUUGACACUGCCGGACUCGCCGAAUUUUAAAUUGUUCAUCAGUAGCCAUCCGUUUGAGCGUUAUGAUAGCGACUAUAAGGAUCUUUUUUGGUUUGAGAAAGUAUACAUAGCUACUGAUACCUUCAAGCUGCCACUCCGGUUUGUAUGGGGAGUCCAACCGGUCGAUAGUGGAAACUUCUUGGAUCCGGAAAGUAGAGGAUCGCUAUAUUUUGAUGAUAGUUUUAAUAUGAGUGCACCAGAGUCGCAACAGUGGUUGCUCAGUUUUUGUAAGAAUCUGAAAAAGCAGACUUUCUACCAGAUGAGUUACGGACUUCUUCUGCCAAAUUGUUUCAUCGAGAACUUCAUUAACUGGAUGUCUAGGCGGUGCAACGAUUUUAUGGAUGAAAUAGAUCGAACUCCUUGCUGUGAAGUGUCAUCUUUUCCGUUUGCUCCGGAUGUUUUCGAGCAGUGUUUACCGGAGUCUAUUUCCAGUUUGUAUGAGACUCCUAGGCAGUUUUUCAUUCCCGGAGUGGCGGGGCCCAAGUUUGCAAGACGACCAUUCAACAAUGACAGCAGCUCUCCGGUGCCCGUUAAAGCUGUUGUAAUCGAGUACGAGAGCAACCAGAUCUUCACGAUGUCAUAUACGGAAAUUGACAGCUUCGUCAGGUCGGUAGAAGAUUGGUUGGUGCGAAUGUUGGAAGAUGCUCCUCAAGGAAUGAAGAAUGCUUGGUUCAUAAGUGAGUUGGAAUUUUUCGAUCUACAAGACACUUUGUCCACCGGGACCAUGGUGGCUAUCUGUAUGGCAAUGGGGGUAGCUUUGUUAGUUUUGCUGUUAGUGACAUUAAAUGUGUUAAUUAGUUUGUAUGCUAUAGUGACCGUCACAUUCACGAUUUUGACGACAGUGGCCGUUCUAGUGCUACUGGGAUGGAAAUUAAAUGUACUUGAAAGUGUAGCGGUUAGUACAGCGAUAGGUUUAGCGGUUGAUUUUAGCUUACAUUAUGGAGUACACUAUAGAUUAUCGACCGAUUCUGACCGUAAAUCAUCGACAUAUUUCUCUUUGUCUAGAAUGAUUGGGCCUACGGCGAUGGCAGCGAUAACCACCGCUGUCGCUGGAGCAUUGAUGUUACCCUCGAGUGUACUCGCUUAUAUUCAAAUUGGUGUGUUUUUAGUGAUUGUUAUGUCUACCAGUUGGGUCUAUGCAACUUUUUUUUUGAUGAGUCUUCUUAGAAUGAUCGGACCGCAGUAUGGAUUUGGUCAGUUCCGCUACCCGAAACUGCGCACUGGGUUCCGUGAAAACAACAAAAGCCAAAUGGAUGCCAAUAACCGGCAGGAUAUUGAUCAUCAAAACACUGUUUCAGAGCAACUAUUGUCUAAUUCGAGCUCAGCGGCCGGUGAGCUGGUUGGAUCCGAAUCUCAUGAAUUGGACUCUUUGACGUCUAAUUCAAUUGUCAAGCCUAUCAAUCUGGACAUUUUGAGACCCAUCAAUUUCGAUAGGGCCUUCAAGAAAAAAUACUCAUUUCCUCGAGAACAAAGUCCGUCAACGGCCAGUGCAAUCACUGUGGUUUUGCCUGACGAUGUAGACUAUCGUAAUGGGUAAAUGUGAUUGGUGAUACAAAGAAAUAUUUUGCUUUUAAGAUUUAUGGUGUAGUUUAAUGUUACGAUGUUGGUAUCGUAAAGAUCUGUACUGAAUUUAUCAUGUUGAUAACUGUAUUUAAGCUGAAGUAUCAGUCAUAUAUCAAAAAUAACGUCUGCGAUCUUUAAUAUUUACAAUUUUAAAAUAUUUUUUAUAUUCUUUCGAUUCUACUCUGGAAAAGAGCAAAAUAUCUGUGUUUUUCGUACGAAAAUAAAUAGGUAGAAUUUAUUUAGGAUUAUUAUUCUCUAAAAUGGACCCUGAAUAAUCGUUGUCUAAGGUUUUGGAAUCUGACUUCCUAGGGAGUUGGAUAAGGAAUUUAUUUAUUUAUUUAUUUGUCAAACAAAUGUAGACUACUUACAAAAAAAAGUUACAAUGGUUUCUUAUAUGCUAUACAUUAUUUCUAAAAUUUGGUUUCAAUUUUUCUUUUAUUUGUUUCCUGGACAUAGUUAGAUCGAUUUUUUGGCAGUUUUCGUUAUAAAAGCACAUCAUUUGAUUAACAGGAUUAUUUUUGGCAUAAUUUGUUUUAUUUUUUUUUCCGAGAAUAUUUGACGACUUCUGAGAUGGCGACUAGGAGCAUAAAAUUUUAGUUGUGAAAGCAAUGAUUCAGAUUGUACUCGUGGAGAAAGAAUGUCGUUGAUAAAAUAAACCAUUGCAGUUUUGCGGCGUUCUUCGAGUGUUUGUAAGUUUAUGAGCAUACAACGCGUUCUACUUAGGUACACGGGUUCCAUACUAUGCUGCAGUAAUCCAAAAUUGGCCUGACGUAAGUUGUAUAUAAUAAUUUUAUUGUGUAAGGGUCCUGACAAUUAUUACUGAAACGUUUAAUGAAGCCUAACAUACUAUUUGCUUUAUUGACAAUUGUAUUAUAAUGCUCCACGAAAGUAAGUCUUGAGUCUAAAAUUACGCCUAGGUCUCUAAUAAUUUUACAUUUUUCUACAGAUUUGCUGUUGUAGUUAAAGUUGUUAUUUUUACUGCGUGUACUGUAAUAUUUGUUUCUGUUAUUGUUGUUGUUGAAAGUUGUAUUAUUUUGUUGUUUCCGAGUCAGGGGAUUUUUCUUUCUAAAAGACUUUUUCAAAAUCACUUGCUUCACUACUCACAAUGUAUUGCCGUUUUAACGCUACAAACUGCAAUCCAAGAGAGAGGUAGAGCCUCGUGUGCUCUACCGUUUUAUGAAACAAAUAUGCCUGUAAAAGUGUCCUCAGCUUUCGUGUUUUCUUUUGUUUUGGGAUAAAUUUUGGAUCUGAUGGAGAGAUCCGUGUAGUUGACCGAUGCUUGUCCUGAAGUGUGUGUUCCUGUAGGUUCCUCAAUGUUGAUGGUUUCUUGUCGAAUUUGUUCGGAUUGCCUGUGGUGUUUGGUGAUGGUGAGUGAUAUAGUUUUUGUUUAAACGCGAGCUUUCGCACCUCCGCAUUUUUGUUAAUAAUGACGGCUUGGAAAGCGUCUCCUAAAAUCUUUGGUUUAGAAUUUCUUAUGAUGGACGCGAGCGGCUCGCUGAUUCCAUCUAAGAAUUUUGUAAUUGUUAUAUAGAAAUUAUAUCAUCUGGGAUGGCAACAUUGGGUGUAGCUGAAGGUUAGCUCUCAGUUUAGUAUUCAGUUCUUUAAUGUGCAUAGCCUAUUUACCCGCGCAGUCCGACCGGCGUGCGUCGAGGAUUGGAGGGAUGUUUUCUUUUUCACGGUCAGAAAAUAAUAGAUUUUUUUUCUUCUGUUAUUUUUUAAACUUUUAUUUACUUCUGUUUCUUUACAAUUAACAGCACGGUUCUAUUCUCAUGCCCAUGGGCAGCAAACUCUUAAAAAAACCGUUAUUAUUCGUUAUCUUUUUUCGGUAACACUAAAGUGGAUCUACGCUUCUAGUGCCGUAUGUUUUGUUCAUGGAAAAUAGCUAGAAUCCCUCAGUGCAUAGUUCUUCUUCCACUUGCAACCAUCAGGCUAUGUGCUGACAAAUCUGUUUUUUCGUGCCUUUUUAUCGGCCACAUUUACCGGAUUAUUUUCUUAUUACUAUUCAACACUGUUUCAGGCUUCUCUGUCAGCCAUAUUUAGCGAAUUCUCUUCUUCCUACCACGACUAUUAACACGAGAACGAUAUUUUUCCUUUUAUUGUUCACCGCACAAUGACUAAGAUUUUCAUCUCGUCCUCAAAAAUUUCACUUUCAGUCAUGUAUUGCUACGGCAACUGCGACUUGCGACUUUUCUGAAAAACUGAUUGCACUUGAACUCACGUGAACUGACUGUCCGACUAACGGUUAUCUACCGCUCACUCUUUGGAACCGACUAACUUGUGUUUUGUUGUUACUCGUCGCGUUUACGCUGACGUGAAGGCUUGCCUGAAAGGUGAUGAGUUUUUCCUUCACGGCUUCCUACCUUUUCUACGAUACUAGCAAAUUCAAAGGAAAAUUUGCUAAGGGCGCUGCAUGUCCCCUUACUUACUGAGCUUGAUGUUACCUGAAGGGUUAACAUCAAGUCGAAUGCGUUGGCUUAUAACAUUGAGGUUUGUAGCUGGAUCACAAAUUUCUGUGUUUCUAAUUACUGUUGCCCAACUUAUUUACACAUGGGAUUUUUUUUCUUCUUGUUUUCGUUUUUUGCUAUACGUGAACUAAAUUUCCUAACCUUACGGUGGUCCUUGUGUGUGUGUUCUCCUUUGACGUCAUCCUGUUCCAUGGUAUGCUUCUAUCGUUGCUUUAUCUGUGGAGUGAUCGAACGGUUGCUAGUCUCGGACUCUGGGUACCAAGUCGGUUUUCAUUCCUAAUAGCUCGUUGGCUUCUCGUUGAUUAGUCAUGUAUUGGUAUUUUGUAUUGUUGCUUCUCAUCAAGGCUUCUCGUUGGUUAGUCACUCGCUUCAUUGAGUAUAGUUACGAAUUAAUCGUUGUCUCAUUUGAGUUUUGGGCAUCAUCGUUCCGAAAGAGGAGAUGAAACUUCUUCGUUGGGUACAAUAUGUUGAGGCUCCUAGCAGCUUUUAUGUAUUUCAUUUGAUUUCGUGGUUAUUUUCUUCGUAGUGUUUUUAGUUUUCCACGUAUUGAUAAACUUUGAUUUUCAUAUGUUUGUUUAUGGUAUUCAGUUGAGCUUUGGCGAUGCUCACUGACUAAAUGUGGGGUAGCAAUUUGUAACGUUGUGGCAUACCCACGCAAGUCAUCUUCAACUGUGUUGACUGCGUUUACUUCCUUCUUGUUUUGUUAUUAGUUGUACUUGUUGAUGUAGCAAUUUGUAGCAUUGCCAUUACUUCGAUUUGUUAUCACGUCUUCCAUAUUAAGCUUUUUUCGUGAAUUUGCUGCCUCGAUUUUUUUUUCAACUCGUAAUUGCAUCGAUUUUUCAGCUCUGCUGUUCUUUCUUCUGACAUCUUGGUGAUUCCCCGGUUCCCUUUGUCUCCAACUUGCCACCGCCUCCGAUCACGUCCUCUCGUUCUCUUAGGUAGCUUGGCUAAGCUACCGACAUCCUUCCUUCUGCGACGACUAUUUUUCGAGCACACACACAUUUUGGGACUCCAAAAAAAAUUUUGUAUGAUUCUGUGCCUUUAAUGUAAUUAAAAAUGAUGUUAUUAUUUGUAUAUACUUUUUUUAUAAUCGCAUUGUGCAUCAUAUUCUCUUAUUUUUUUUCAUUAUCAUAUCUUUGUGCACCGUAAAAUUUUUUUUUGUGUUUUCGUUAUCAUAUUUGUUCUAUCUUAUUAGUGAGAACUAUGUUGAUGCAGGUCGAAAACCCGUCUGUUGCCAAUACGUCUGUCUGUGGAAAUAAAAUUGUUAUUGAAGUUGCGGCAUGCGAAUGCUUGUUGCAGGUUAUAAUGAAUCUUUUCUAAACUGUCCCGCAACUAGCUUCUAUGCCAUGUUCAUUUUAAUGGUGUCUUACCAUCCUUGCCUCCAUAGCUUCAAAAGUCGUCCUUCCGUUCAAUUAUCGGAAUCGCUUCUAAACUGGUCGGUUGUGUAGUGUCCAUGCCGCAGCUUCUCUCUCCCACUAUCUGAGCUGGUUCUUUCAGUGCGUGUUCCUUUUUUUUUCUUUCUAAAAAUAAACUCCAAUCUUAAUACCUACCUGGUCAAAAGGAAACAUGUUAAUACCCCAUACAAGGUGGAACAAGCGGCUGAUGCGAAGCGGAGAAAAAGAUGUCAUCAACGCUAAAAGAACAUAACUAAAAACGACGCAGUAAAUUGUUUUUAGAAUAAAUUAGAAUAUUCGAAAAAAAGAAAUCCAGAUACAACAAAAGAAGCCUUCACUCCCACACCGCAUCGGGUAAAGUAUAUAUCUUGCCCGGUCCAAGAAUAUCCACUAGCAGCCUCAUCUCGUCUGGGGUGGCGGGCCCAGGCAUCCGCGAAUACGCCCAACGACGGCGAACCCAGGCCAUGAUUUCCAAUUGUAGUUCCCCCACCGCCAUUCUAUCGACCGAAGUCGGUACGGAAUACCACGCAUGUGUCAUUUUGCCGGGCACACUACACUCAGAACGCGAAGAAAAAAAAAAAAACUGACGAUAACCCAUGCGAAACGGCAGGCUUAAAUAUCAAAAGCCGCGCAAAGUUACGCGAACGCGCGGCGGUCAGUUUUUGCAAAAUCGGCAGAAGCGCGAACCAAACCAGCAGCCUCGCUAUCCAGCCGCGAAGCUGGAUUACAAACGCAUGAAAUUAAUGUCUCUAAUACGAAAUAUUACAUAUUUCGCUGAUAUUUUUCCAUUCUUGGUAUAUUUUCCAUGAUUUUAUCUUAUCCAUUGUUUUCUUUACACUUUGGUUUUAAGUUUUUCGUUGAAUUCUUAUGUCCACGUAUCAUUGCAUUUCAGUUUAUUACUGUAUAUUACUUUUCUAAUGUCUCUUUGAUACUUUUUUUUAAUUAUCUUGGUAUUCAGUGCUAACGCUCGGUUCCUCAAUCCGUAUACUUUUUAAAUCGGUUAUUGUGAACAAUUUCUGGUCUAUUCCCAUUUUUUAUAGUUGUUGUUUGCUUGUGAGGUAUGAAUCGUCCAUAGAAAUUUACUGUUUCUAAGAAGGACCGAACACCUUUGACUGUUUUUGGUGCCGCCAUCUCUUUUAUUGUUUUCAUAUUGUCUUCCAUAGGACGAAUUCCUUCUCUGUCAAUUACAUGUCCCAAAUACUUCAUUUCAAUUUCAUUUUUCAAAAUUUGGCAUUUACCUGGCUCGACUUUUAGAUUAUGUCGGCGGAGAGCCUCUAAAACUUUGCGUAAGUUUUCAUUGUGUUCUUCGAUGGUAACACCGAAAACAAUUAUAUCAUCCAGAUAUACGAUUGCUUUAACUCCUUCUAUCUCAUAAAGGCCCAUAGGCAUUCUUGUGUAUUCAAAGUGGCCUUUUGGAGUCGAAAACGCUGUCUUGGCUGCAUCUUCUGAGUUAAUUGGUACUUGGGAUAUUCACUUUUUGUUAUAUCAGUAUAGCUUAUAGCUUUUUCCAGUCAUCACUGUGACUUUUACUGACCCAAUCGCCUGUGAUUGAGUUCCAUCAAAGCCUGCAAUGUUUAAAUUAUCCUUAUAGUUUAUGUUCUCUGAUCCUAUUUUCGCGACAGUAUCCCAUCUCAUUACGUUAUAAAAUGCUCCAGUAUCGAGCAAAUAUUUAAUUUUUUCGUUAGGUCUAUUUGUUGCAGCAACUUUUACAAAUAACUUAUUGUUUUUAGCACACUCUAUUUUUUACAUUUCGUGAGGCGGCAUACCUUCUUGCCAUUGCCCCGUGUAAUUUUUUUGUCGUUUCUGUACACAGCCUACCCUGUGGACUAAGCUUGUUUUGAUCAUCUGCUUGGUAUUUUUCCUGAAUUUUGACAUUGUUAUCUGCCUCGUAUUUUGAGACUCUGUUCUCCUGUUUCUGAUGAGCUUCAUAUGAUUCUGUUUUUGGUUCAUAGGUGAUGAGUAUUUUUCGUAAGCAUAUCCAACCUUGGUCAUUGUGUAUGCUAGUCACAUACUUAUUCAUAAAUGUCAUUCCCAAAAUACCCCCUGGAGUCAAAUUCUCCUCUACGUCAAACUUCGUUUGAAAAAUUCUUCCUGCGAUGAUGAAGUUUAGUUCUACGGUACCUAAUGUUUUUCUAACAGUACCUGUUACCCCGGAAUAUUCUAUGACUUCGUUUUCAUUAAUUAUUCAAAGCUCCAGAAACUCCUUCAGCGGUCGCUAUGCCGUAAAGUAACUUGCCUAUCGAGGUUUCUCGAGAAUCCGGAAACCCUGCCCAGGCCCUCAGGGCAUAUUCCUUGAUUUCAAAUGGUACAAUGUUAUUUAAUCCGUUAAUAUAAGCCAACCAAGCUCUUGGUUUUUUCUCUCUGGGAGCUGCAUCUACAUCAACUUCAUCAGACACUCCGAUGGUCUUUAAAGGUGUACAAGUAGGAUUAAAUUGUUCCUCUAAUGAUGCAAUGUUGCCAAAUACAUAAUGGACGACAUAAGCAUUAGCCAGGACGUUGUUUUGCUCGGGUGUCCCUACUAAGACAGCAUUGGCGGAUCGUUUAAGCCCACUGGCCAUCCCUAUAGCAUGUAAGAAUAGAUUCAGAUCAGGGUUUUCGACAGCUGAGUAAGGAGACCGUGGUGACAGACUUAGAUCUCUAAAGUACAUAGCGUACGAAUCAAUUUGGUCCAUCUCUUCUCCUAUUUUGACCACUCUCAUAAAUUGAUCACCCAAAUUGCGGGUCCAGAUCCACGGUGCAAAUGCUGUAAAUGUCAACCCAAGUAGCUUAGUUAACAUAUAAGUACUUAUCAGAGCAGAACAAUCCCGGAAUCGGCAAACUACAGUCCCGAUGCGGGCUGGGGAAUAUUGAUGCAUCGGGAAUUUAGAUAAGUACAUAUCUAACCCUGCCAUUAAUUUCACAUAAUUCGGAUCUCCCUUCCAUGAGUCAAAAUAUAGGUUAACCUCAUUCAAAUUAACUAUUUCACCUUCCUCGCCCCCUAUCAGUGAACGAAUCGCUGUUUUCAGCUUAUCUCUAUACUCUUCCACGACUGCCCCCUCCAAUCGGUUAUAAGCAGUGAUGGCGACUAUGUAUUUUUUAAUGUCUUGAUCCGGUAUUGUCUUUGUUCCAUUAAUCAACUCUGCUGUCGCUCCCUCCGUAAUGUCAAAUAGAUCAUCUAGCUUACACUGGUUGCCCUUCUUACAAAUAUUAAGUCCAAAGCUCGACCAAUCUUUUUCACACAAGAAUGGUUUUCUCGCCAUUUCAAUCCUAAUAAACAGUAGGGCCACUGUAGAGGUUAAAGUUCCCAUCGACAACCCUUGUAUAACAGUCUCGUGGAGAUUACUUCGAUUGACAUUAGACAGGGGAGCGAGGUUUAUAGGAGGUUUCUUGCCGGGGUUGGCCGCCAACCAGGCGGAAGGGUAAGCAAUUGGUGGAGUAGAAGCAACAACAAAGUUGUUAACAGGGGUCCGAAGAUCAGGAUUUUCAGAAACACGGAGCAUAGACGCAUCAUCAUUUACAGGAGUAUCAGUCAUUUUAAGAAAGCAAGGAACUACAGUUAUCUCUUCCUAUAUUUUGCGAUUUGUGUUGAUUGUAUAUACUCCCAUGUACUCUGCGUUUCGUCUACUUAUCAAGUUGCCAGGUGCUCCAGUGUCUACCAGCAACUGCAUCUCGUUAUUUGGUUCAUUUGCCGUUCUCAAAAACAUUCUAAAUUCGUUGUCUUUCGUCUUAUGUAAUUUGAUCCAUAUCCCAUCUUUACGUUUUUUGCUAUCUUUUUCUUCACUGUGAUUGUUCGCAUCACUCUUCAUUGGUUUUCUAUUAUCGUCAUUUUCAAAUGUCACUGUAGAACUUUUGAUUACAUUUCGUUUCAUAUGAAACAAUUGAUUUAGGUUAGUGGAAAAAUCGUGCUGGUCUCCGAAAUUUUCUCUGAGUGUUUGUAUUAGCAGGGAAAUCGUGUUUGAGUAUCCGCUAGUGCAUACUGCAGUACGCUCUUCCGCUUUCAGUUUAUUUUUUGUCGCUCUGAAAUAGUGCGAAUUGAAAGUGUUGGGAGCGCCCCGCUCACCCUUUAUUUUGAACUCUUCAUAAAGUUCAUAUACACCGAUCGUUCCCUGAAUUAAGUUUCAAAAUUGAGCGAUUUGCUCUUUCAAUUGCUCGAUCUCAAAAUUACGCGUCUCUGAUAUUUUUAUACACGUGAAAAAUGGGAUUCAACUACUUACAGUAAGGUUUGUAACAUUGAUCCCUAUUGGAGUGAGCGGAUUGGUCGUUGUCGUCUUGUAGGCUCGCUGUCGCUGCGGUGCUCGAAGGAUCCAGUUGGUCUCGUGCUGAUGCUGAACGUGAACGGCUUCCAAGGAAUCGUUGUCGUUGCGGUGCUCGAAGGUUUCGGUCGGUCUCGGGCUAAUGCUGAACGUGAACGGCUUACUAGAGCUGUCACGCCAAUCACUUCUAUUUUCAUACUCACUACUAUCCCAUCUCUGACACCAGUCAGGGGAUUUUUCUUUCUAAAUGACUUUGUAAAAAUCACUUACUUCACUACUCACAAUGUAUUGCCGUUUUAACGCUACUAACUGUAAUCCAAGAAAGAGGUAGAGCCUCGUGUGCUCUACCGUUUUAUAAAACAAAUAUGCUGAUGCGACAAAUAGAGCUACCUGUCUUGCUAUUGGUGUACCUACGUUUCGCGCCUUACCUACAAUGAAAUGAAAAUCUUUUUUAUAAUCAUUAGAUUUGUCAUAUGAAUCAAAUGCAGAAUAUAAUUUAUAGAAGUUUCAUGGAAACUUAUAAUCUUUAUUCAAAGUGUACGUUAAAUCUAAAUAGACGAUACCAUAAUGAAAGUUAUGAGAAUAUUCCAUAUAAUGUAUAUGGAAAUCCGAUGAAACCUAACUCGUUACAUAAUUUAUAUUCAUUGGAUAUGUCUUAUGAAUCGUACACAGAUGGUAUUUCACAAAAGACAUAUGACAACUUAUGACCUUUAAUGGAACUCUACAUAAAAUCUUAAUGAUGUUUAAUAAAUUUUAUAUCUUCAUAAUCUUUAUGAUAUUGAUAAAAAUACCAUAUACAAGUUGAAGCUGAAGAAGGAGUUGUGUCCUCGAUAUUCAUCAACUGCUUCAGACAGUUUUUUUUAGGAAGUUCCGUUAUUUUAGAUCGCUGACAAGACAGCUCAUACAAUUUCGUUCAAGAAUAUGCCCUAACGGAUUAUGAAAUAAUUACCCGGUACAUCUCAUCAUUCUUUCUGUCUAAUAAGAGGAUUUAAAUUAUUUAUUUAUAGUUUCGGGAUCCUACUUCUCCUUCGCAAAUAUAACGACUAGUAUAGCUCAAAUCCUCAAUAAAAGAAGUAGUUUCCGAUUCGUCUGGUAACUGUAAAUAUCCGAUGAAAUCAGCCAGUUCCAAAGAAGUAAGUGUAGCUGAAAUAUUAAAAUAAACUUUCAUUAUGAAACUCUUAACAUACGAAAAAUAUAACAAGUUUUUAAUAAGACAAUUAUAUUUAUUGUUUUAGAUUCCCUUAUGCACCAUUAUCCCAGUAUUUUAAUUAAUUUGUAUCUUAUAUGUAUCACUUAUUCAAUCAAAUAGCAAUAAUUUGAUCUAUAUAUAACUGGUAUAUAGAACUGGGAUG
This is a messenger RNA of Malaya genurostris, 13801 nucleotides long. RefSeq names its product protein dispatched (gene disp). The transcript is spliced from 9 exons. Gene Ontology annotation, cellular component: membrane. Lineage: Eukaryota; Metazoa; Arthropoda; Insecta; Diptera; Culicidae. The record is from RefSeq and is a predicted model, not a curated record. The coding region runs from base 838 to 4332 and encodes 1164 amino acids.